AUGGCAUCAAUUGUGUAUCAAGGUCUACAAUCUUGCCUUGAACCUCAAGUAAUCGAAUCAUUUGUUCUCCGGCAAACCCUAUCUCCACCACCACCACCACCACCACCAAAGAUUCAAGAACCCCAAAACGGCGGAGAGAGAAACAGUGGGUGGAGUUUUCUUAAAGCUCUUGAAAACCCAUCAAUGGCUUCCAAGAAUUUUGAUGAAUCGGAUGAGGUGUAUGUACAUCCAAUGGUGAAACGCUCGGCUUCUGCAUUGAGUACAAAGAGCUUGGAAAUGUGUACGGAGAGUUUGGGAAGUGAAACAGGGAGUGACGUUAGUGAAAGUGGUGACGAAUUCUGUGCACUUGCAAUGGAGGAAAGAGAGAGGAUGAGGGGAAUUCAGAGGUCAAAGCACCAGAAUUUUGACCGCAAAAUACGCCGGAGUGACUUUCCUCCGCCCUUGACCUCCAUCAGCGGCUCCGACGGAACGGUUAAGGACUCUUCUGUAAAUUAUGAAAGUGAAAGGGUUGAAAUGGAACAAUACGAAGAAGGUGGUGAAAUGGAAUCAGAUGAAGAUGAAGAUGAUGAUGAUGAUGAGGUGGUGGUGGUGGCUGAAGCGGAAGAAGAGGAAGAGGAGGGUGGUGCUGGUGGUAGUUGGCGGUGGGACAUUGACGGAAACCGGUUGAAAGUCGCCGGAAACGGGGAGUUGCGAAGGCUAACAAGGUGCAAGGAGGGUGGAAAUGGGAACAAAGUGUUCGCAAACUGGGGUACCCGCUAUUGGGUGGCAAUUUCUUAA
This is a messenger RNA of Lactuca virosa, 777 nucleotides long. Lineage: Eukaryota; Viridiplantae; Streptophyta; Magnoliopsida; Asterales; Asteraceae. The record is from the annotation of a GenBank genome assembly.